GUUCAAGAUGGCGGCGUAGAUGUCGAAUUUUUUGACCGCAAUACUAUGCCUUUUUCUAUGGAUAGAGAACGUGCAUGGUUUUGCAAUUAAGUCAGGAAAUUCCUCUGUCUAGCCUUUUACUUGAAUUUGGUCGAUUGAUGGUUAGCUAGUGACAUUGCGGCCUGAAUUCACAGAUAUCAUGGCAGAACCAAAUUUCAAAGGUCUUUUACAAAUGCAUUGUCAAAAAGCUAAGGUUGAACUCCCCAAGUAUAGUUGCACACAAAAAAUGCAAGGACAUAUUCCAGUUUUCUCGGCUAAUUUGGUCGUUUUGGGGCAAAAUUUUACUAGCGAAGGCGAGUUCAGCACCAAAAAGCAGGCUGAAAAAAGUGCGGCUAAGGUUGCUUUGCGCGAAUUGAGAAUUCUCGGGGGAGAUUUUCAGCUGAAAUCCUCCACUGCACUCUCUCAGACUGUGAAUGAAGGAUUUCCCAGUUGCAAGGUAGACCAGUCUUGCACAGACAUAAACUCUGGGUCAACAACAGCAGUGGAAGAAAUUCACAAAACUAUGCAAGUUUCUACUUCGCCUGAAAAGUGUGAAAAAGCUUCCAUUCCAGAAACACAAAUGUCUUCUCCAGAGAUCCAGAAAACAUUAUUCCCUUCCAACCCUACUGUGACUCCUGUUUCAAGAAAAGGUAAUGGUGUUGUUUCAUUCAAGAAUGUUCUUCAAGAAAGGGCCCAAAAGACUGGAUUAGCUUUACCUCAGUAUGAGACGGUGCAAGAAGGUGGAGGUUUUGUAUGCACAGUCACCUUUAAUGGACAGUGUUUUAAGAGUGAAGGAUGUUCACCUAGCAAAAAGCUGGCUCAACAGAAUGCAGCUGCUGUAGCCUUUAAGACUUUAACCUCUGGGGAAAAAACAGAUGGAAAUUCCCUGCUCCCCUCAAGAACAUCAGCAUCAAACAUGGAGACCCCUCAAGCAACAAAUAUGCAGUCUCCAGCAACAACUCCAGAAAUGUUUGAUGCCACAGUUUCCUAUAAGAACCUCCUCCAGGAAAAUUGUCAGCAAAGAGGAAAUAAGCCCCCCACGUACUCCACAACCUGGGAAGGUACAGUCAUGUCAUGUACAGGCUUUUUGUUUCUACCAAACUCUUUCUUUUUUCUUUCCUGAACCAAAACCGUAAAUAGAUCUGGGCAAUGUGCUUAGAGUCUUAGGAAUUUUGAGCUCCAUUUAUAGCACAAAACAACCACAUAUUUUAGUCAGUAAAUAUAUGAGCCAUAAGCCUUUAAGUCACUGCUUGCAAUCAAAGCCUAGGUGCAUUAAUUGAGACUAUAAAUUUGUAGGUACUUGAUGUAAUGUCAAAUAAUAAUUUAUCUUUUGCUAACAAGGAAGUACACUUUAAAUAUACGACUAUUUGAAAGAAGAGUGUAGAUACUCUUUAAUCAGAAGUCACUUUGCAGGCUGGGCUUUUUUUCCCAUUCACUAACCCUGGCGGGGGGAGGGUACUUGGGAUAAUUUUUGCUGGGUAUAUACUGCUGUUCUCUCAUCAGAGCCCCUUCCCCAUUAUAGUCUAUUCUGUGGUCAAACAUAGACCCCACCUUAGUCACUUUUGGGCAAAAACAUCAUUUUCACGAUCCCAACUUAGUCACCUUCUAAUAUGUAUCUACCUUAUAUUGAAUAAAGAACACUUUACUUUUGACCUAAAAUACAAAAAGUCUGGUAUGACUGUUUGCUAACCAUAAAUAUGAAGAACUGUCUUACCCCAAAACUCAGAAAAUGGUGACCCCAUUAUAGUCAAUCCAGUUGUGAAAAUGCGACCCCAUCCAGUGGCACAUCCCCAUUUGCCUCUUAUAAGGAAUCCCCCCCCCCCUGGUCACCAACCCAUUAAUAAAUUGAGUGUAAAAGUGGUGAUAAAAGAUGUGUAUCACAAACCAUUUGCUGUGGUGGAACCCCGCUCUAUGGACACCCACUUAAUAUGGACACCCAUAUAUAAGUGACAGUUUAUUUUCCCUAAAAUUAACCUGCUUAAUACAGACAUUUGUUCAUACGGGCUACGGACAUUUUUCCUGAGUCCUGAGUCACAAACUCCCAUAUAUUGUCAACCCUGCUUUAAGGACACUGUUUAUAUAAGCAUUGUUUAUGACUGAAUACUGUACCUUACUAGUGAAAAUAUAACACAAACUAAGAAUGACCUUGCAAAGGUUCUGUCUAAUACCAAGGCCAAAAGGCUUAGUUACAAAGUAAACUUGCUAGCACUAAGUAAUAAAGUUGCAGAUUCCAUUGUUGUGUUUCAAGAACAAUACUUUAAAGGUAAUUUUAGUCUGAGACUAUGAUAAAAUAUUAUUAUUGUGAGUUUUCUUUAGGAUUAACUUGUUAAAGUUACUGUUAAGAAAUCAAACAACAUUUUCUACAAAAAACUGCUUUAGUCUUUGUACCGAUAAAAACUAGGUCGGUUACGUCUUUUCUGAGAGCCCCUUAUUAUCUUGUAUUAUACAGACACCUCGAUAAUAUGGACACUAUGGCGUGUCCCUUUCAUGUCCUUAUUAUCCAGGUUCCACUGUAUUUUGAAAGUUAAACUUACAGCAAUCUUUUUGUUGUUGUUGUUAGCUUACUAAAAGUAUUCACAUUCUCUUCCAAGGAACUGGAUUUAUCAGCACUGUUUGUUUUGGUGAUGUUAUGGUAUCUACCAAGGCACCGUACACUUCCAAAAAACAAGCAGAACAAGUUGCUGCUCGUGAAGCCCUGUUGGUAAUUGGUGUUUCAAAUCCAGAGAAAGUCUUUGUUAACAAGGGAACAAAGAAGAACAAGUUGAAAAGAAAGUUUGCACCCAAGGUUGGGCAACAGAGAACAUCAUGGGUUCAUUUCCGUGGAAUACAAGCAGGAGGAUGGCAAUCUAGUGAUUGGUAAGGUUAAAUUAAAAAUCCUAAGUCCCUUCCAGUUUCUUUCACAUUAAUUGUUGAUACAGUAUAAUAAUAAUAUUAAUAAAUUAUACUUGUGUAAUCAAAUAGUGAUAAGUGAAAUUAGAGAAUGAUAAUAAUAUUUCAAGUGUGCUUUGUCCAAAUUCCAAUUGACACAAGUGAAUUAUUCUCCAAUUUCAUGAACAUAAUUAUUUUGAUAACUAUUAAUAUCACGGGUGCAAAUACACUCACAAUCAUGGGUUUGUGCCUUUUUUCUUAUAUCUAGAACUCCAUGCAUAGUCUAAAAUGUCAUCCAUCUGUUCGUUCCACCUCCUCCCCCUAAUGAGCAGCCAGGCGAGAGAGACUUGCUGCUUAGGGGUUAGGGUUAGGUUGGGGGAUGGGGCAAUGUUUGAGACUCAAUGCACUGAAAAGUUUAGAGCAUAAAUUUUGGCUUAAGUUCUCAAUUUUCUUAUUUUUUUUGGACAAAAUACCUGUUAGAAUCCUUAAAUUUCGCACCGAAGGUAAGGAGUUAUUUAUCACCCAUGAUUAUUAUGAAACUCAACAAUGAUAAUAAGCCCUUCGCAGCUAGCCAUCCACAUGUUACAAAACUGCCGUGCUGGAGAGCAAAACUUGCACUGGGACAAGACAAACAAAUGCAUACAUAAUUUUAAAUGUUAAUUUCCUUUGUUUGUCUUGUCCUAGUGUGGCUUUUGCUCUCCAGCAUGGUGGUUUUGUACCACGUAAAUGGCUAGCUACAAAAGGCCUAUUGAUUUAAGUUGUUGCUUUUCUUGGACUCGACUCCAGGAAACUAAGUCACGUGAGUACUUGAGUGAAAUUUAAAGUAAAAACCCAGUGGGUGUUUGCCUUUUUUCUUACAUUACGUGAAUAAAUAAUAACAACAAGACACUCCAUGUGCUAUAAAUGAAAAGGGUGCUUUUAACUCCAAUAAUAUUUUUCUUUCAUGUGUGUUUCUCAAAAUACACUUAAAUAAACUCUGUUUAUAAUGAUGGUGUAAAAAAGAAAACAAAUCAAAUUCUUGAUUUUUGUACUGUGCUAAGGAAUCUGCAACAAGUUCAAGUGUAAUUUCUUUUGCUUGUGAUCUAACAUUAGGGGAGAUGCUGAUUUCUUUUGGGAACAAGCAAUUGCAAAUAAAAGGCAGAAGCUGGAUCCAAAUGAAUCACUUUUUGGCAGGAGUAGAACAACAUUUGCCCUUCCAUUACAACACAGACGAGACUUAUCAGUUGGUGAAAUCUGGAAGGAGAAGAAAAAUGUUGUUAUUGUUGGGGAUGCAGAAUCAUCUUUUAUUCUGUACUGUACAAGAGUUCCAGGAACUUGCAAGAUUUUCAACACUCGGACAAUGUCACUGGUUGAGCUUGAACCUGGUAUUACAAGGCAUUAAGUGUUUAUUUACACUCGUAAAUAAGGAUAAUGGAGGCAAUGUAUGAGGUGUCAAAAGUAAACAUCCAAAUGUAAAAUCUGGGCAAAGUUCGACUUUUAUGUUUAUGCACGACCUUUAAUUCAUUGCUUCUAUUUUAAUGCAAGUUUAAGCAUAUAACAUUUAUGCAAGUUCAGUGGAAAUCCAGUUUUAGAUAUAGAAUUACAGUCUACAUGUAUCGUUGCAUCUUUCACCCAGUGCACUCUGAAGUAGUUAGUAAAAACAAGAAAUGGGCGCUAAGAGGGCACGCAGUGGUGAAAGCAAAGUGAAUUCCAGUGAUUUUCCUUGUCAAUACUCUUCUACAUGUAUUAAUUAUUUCUCCUGUAUUCGCAUUUAAGAAAACUGUUGAUAUUUACAUGUUUUUUUUGGUCAUAAUUCAUGUAGGUUUUCGAAUUGUUGGUCUUGAUGCCCAGUAUUCUGAUUUUAAGGGUAAGGUGGCCCUUGAAGCAGAGAGGUGUGCGAAUGUUAUUAUUCCUGAAACACCAGAUCCUGUGCUUACAAGCUGCGGUGUUGUACUUCUUUAUCAAGAUCCACAGUCCAGGUAUACUGCUUAAUGUGCACUGUACAACAUUAGUAACAUGGGUACUUAUAGCGGUUAUUAUAAUCACUAGUAAAAUCAAAAGAAUACAAGAGUAUGUGUUCUCUUUAAUGUUGUUUAAAUAACUUGACAUGACUCUGAUAUGUUUGCUUCCCAGAUGAGAGUGUAUGCAAAUUUGAACCUUCUUUUUUAAUAAUAAUUAUAAAAAAUAUUGUUUUCUUUGCUAACAGUGAUUCAAAUGCAAUUAUUAUUUACCUUUCAGUCUGCUUCAGGUACUUCUUAAAAGAUACCUUUCCAGCCAAGCAUUCGUCAAUGUUGCAGCCGCUUUGGCUCAAUAUUUUCGCCGCAAGAUCUCUGGUCGGCCUGUGACGCUUGACGUUCCAAGCCUUACAGAACACAUAAGGGACUGGAUGCUGGAAGAAGUACAGAACAUUGCAACCAUGAAUGAAGAAGCUCUCCAGCAUGUGUUUUCCUACAUGUGGAAGUUCAACAAAAGAUGGAUUUCCUUUCUUAAUCCUCCUCUUCCACAUGAUCUUGAAUUUCUUAAGGUGAGUAAAAUGAAAUCACAGCUCUUCAACUAAGGGUCCACCCUUGUGGUUGCUUACGGAAAGUGGUUAUCCACAGAAAAAGCAAGAAGAUAGGCUCAAACUGAACUGAUGAACAAGCUAAAACUUAGGCAAACAGACAGCUGUGCACUGGCAAUAAUAUUUCAGAUUUUUUACUUAACAUUUUGCAUCAAUGUUUGAUCCCCUUUUUUUCCUACAGAUCGUAUUACAGCCAUCUUUUUUGUAAGUUGGCUGUUAUAACCUCUAAGCAUGCUUGGUCAAUGCUUGGUCAAUGCUUUUAGAAUUUUUGUGACAUUCAAGCAAUGGUUCUCUUACAAUCGUAAGUGAUCGUGCUGGGUGGUCGCUUGGGGGAAGCAGAAAACAAAAGAAUAUGUCAAAUUUUUGGUUUGAAAAGUGCUCACGGUCGUUUAAGAAACUUAAUUUCUGAGGAGAGUUUUAGACUGUUCACAGUCCUCUAUUUUUCCAUAAGGUCAUCGAGAUUGAGCGUUUUGUGUUACAGGCUGCCAUCUUGCAUGAGUGUUAAAACUACUUAGGGAGCAGGGGCGGUUUGGGAGGAAGCAAGAAAAAUAGAGGGACUGUAAUAAUAUCACUGCAGCUUGCGUUCAGGAGGCUUGACAGGAAUUUCACGCCUUUCAAGAUUCAUUAAUAAUAUUAAGAAACUCAGCUGGGGAUGAAAAACAUGCCAGACACAUUUAGCAUCGAUUACACGUGUCUACAAAUAUCUCCUUGUGAAACAGUGAUUUUAUAAUAUUUCUGGGCCAUUCCUCAAAAUAAAAUUGGCAAACAUGCACAAGAAAACAUUGUCCUAAUCAAAAUACCAAACAUCCUUCGUGUGUUUGCGCAAGAUGUACCUUAUGGUAUGAAAGCGUACUUUUUAUGGAAACAUCGACUUGUCAAUGUCGGCAACUUAGAUUAAACCCAUUGUCAACGCAAAUUAGCAUCUAUUUUCUAAUCACCAAUCAAACGCCUGCGUUGCUGGUACAACGUGCUCCGUGUACACGAGCCGCAGUGAUGUUAUUACUAACAGUCCCUCUAUUUUUCUCGCCCCUCCUCCCCCCAGAGCUAUAAUCCCCGAUGCCCGCCCCCUUGGUACAUUUGAAAAUCAAGAUACCCGUGACGGUAAGAAGCGGUAUAUCUAACCGAUCUCACGAAAAAAUAGGGGACUGUGAACAGUCUAGGAGAGUUUUUAAACAGUAUUUGAUUGUCAAACAAAGGUGGAGGAGGUGGUCACUUUUUGCUGAUGACCAAAAUAAGCUUUUCCAAAACUGAUGGAUGGUUUUAGCACAUUCACAUCCACUUUAUGAUUCCUGGACAUUUCUCAUGGAUCUCUUAAGUGGAAACAUUGCCUAUUUAGAAAAUUAUAAUAAAAAAAUAAUAAUAAAUAUUACCUUUUCAUGCAGUGAUAAAAUAUCCUGACUAAGGAUUUCUUUUAAGGCAAGUGCAGCAGAUGAACUUGCCCGACGACAAGCCAGUGAAGUGCAUCACUCUGAAGAUUUUUAUCAUCCAUGGGGCCUUCCAAAGGGCAACUUUAAACACAGGAUGAUCUCAACAGGUAAACAUGCGCAGCAUCGGGAAAAAUGGAUUUGGUCCUGACCAGUAGGUAGUAAGUGAAUUCUUUAAGAUGGAAUCCACCAGGAAAUUGGGUGAUUUUAAUUUUCACUGGACAAAAACUUGUACCAGAAUUAUUUAAAGAAUAUUGCAAUUUCUUUUACAUUUUCCAAGGGCAAUAGAUGUAAUUAGUUAUCGUAAUAAGACUAAAGAAAAUUUCUUAUGGGAGCCCGAGAAGAUAAAUGUCAAAUUUCAAAAGAAUUGUGAAAGCACAGGUAAAAUUCUGAAAAUUUCAAGAUGUCAUUUCAUGAAAUUUGACAUUUAUUUUCUUGGGCUCCCUUAAGAAUUUUUCUUUGGUGUUAUCACAGAUAACUAAUUAUUAUCAUAUCUUUGCCCUUGAAAAAUGAAAAAAAAGAAUGCAGUAUGCUUUUAAUUAUUCUUGACAGUGGUACAAGGUUUUUGUCCACUGAAAAUUAAAAUUACUCAAUUUCCUGAUGGAUUACGUCUUAACAUGAUUUAAAGGCAGUGGUAAAUGAAAAACAUUUAUAACCAUCAGCCUGAAAUGACCAUUGAUAAGCUUCUAUAGACACAAGUGAAGUGAAGAUUCUUGUUUCAAAUUGCCUUGUGUGAAUAUUCACUUUGAGAUGAAGGAUCACUGUAAAGCCUUUUUCCUCAAACUUUGUCUAUUGUCAGCAUUACAUCUAAUAAUUGUCUUGUAUUGAAAAGUAAUGUAGAUGUAAGGCUUUAACAGUAUAACUUACAUAGUUUUUCUGUUAAUGAAGCCAAGCUGUGGAACGAUUGGCCCCAAAAGGAAAAGGUAUUCAUACUAAAUUAUUCCCUUUAUGUCAAUAGGUCUGUUCAUUGAACCAGCUGCUGAUUGUGCAGUCAGGGAGCUGAAAGAAGAGACUGGCAUUAAACUUGAUGCAGAUGAAGUCAAAAAUUGCCCUCAAGUUGACUUGCUGCAGACUGAUAAUUUUAACCCUCAUAAAGGUAAUAGAAAAUGAUUAAUAAUUUUGCCAUCAAUCAAUGUAUAACUGUAAUGAGGUAAAAACAAUGUCAUCUUUAACUCUGUCUCUUUUAUUAAUUAUAAUAGUGUCCUAGAUACCCAUCAUUUACUAGUUCUUGACACAAAAUACCGGUAUCAGCACUGCAUGAGAGACUUACUCUAGCAAUACACUAUACACUACAUUUAUGUACAGGGUUCCCACCCCGGGGGGGGGGCAGUUGGGUAUUUUUUGGGUGGGUGUGUGCCGCCCGGGACUCCAAAUUGGCACCCCGUUCUAAAAAAAAUUCCCCUAAAACUGAUACCCCGUUCUAGAAAUGGGCCAAUUUUUUAUACCCCGUUCUAGAAUUCGCCCUAAAACUGAUACCCCGUUCUAGAAAUGGGCCAAUUUUGUAUACUCUGUUCUAGAAAGUUUGUAAAUUGAAAUAGCCCUGUUUUUUAAAAAAGAUAUUUCUUUAUUUGUUCGACUUAUACAGCAAAUAAAUGCUUCUUCAUAAUCAGCAACAAUUUUAAGCAGAAGAUAAAGCUGUGAUCCACAAUUUUUUAUACCCCGUUCUAGAAAACGCCUCUGAAAUGGAUACCCUGUUCUAAAUCAGGAGCUUCAAAAUCACGACCCCGUUGGGCGGCACAUACCCGUAUAGGUAAUGUAUGGGAGUACCCCCGGGUUCCCACACAACUUGCAAGUCCUUGAAUUUUAAAAUAAAUUAUUCAUGGCCUUGAAAUUCGUUGAAAAUUGCAGUCAGUGCUGAAAAGUCUUUGAAUUUCAAUGCUAAGGAGAACUGCUGCAAAGGAAAAGGAGCAAGCACAGGGAGACCUUCAGGAUAAAAUUGCUCAAGCAUGUUGUGAAAGAACUAAAAUAGACAGACUCCAGGCUCUUUUUUUGAAUUAUAGGAAAUGUUUCCUUGAAAGUCAUCGAAAAGUCCUUUAAUUUUUUGUUCAAAAACGGGUAUGAACCCUGUAUGUAGCUCUAAGACAAAUAAAAAGGGAUAUUUGUCACUUAAAGCAAUUUUACUGUCACGCAAGUAAAAUGUAGUUAAUGGAACGUGACGCCAGUUAUCAGUAACCCUUUCAUGGCGGUUCCUUUUCAAUAAAGCAGUUGUGUAGUCAAGCUGCCAAGGUCAGCAAGCUCUAAGAUACAUUGUAUUCUAGCGUAGAACUUUACGGCCUUGUUGUCUUUAGCAUGCUAGUACGAUCCACAGCAUUGGCCAACUUUUUCAAUACACUAUUCAUGGCUAAGAGUUCGCACGUGCAACGCUGAGCUGUCUUGUAGUACAGCCUUUUCUACUGGCUAUGCCAGCAGACGUUUGUCUAGCUAUAAAAGCCUAGAACAAGUGUUCAGAGUUCACUUGGCUUCUGUUAUUCAGCAAGGUUAGCGCUCAGUAUACGAUUCUUGUAAAAUUUUUAAAAUGGCUCGCCCUCGUCGUACUAUUUCGCACUCGAACCGUGCAUCCAGCCGAGGUGAACAGGAUCUCUCCGCGCUAUCCAGCGAAGUGCUCAAACUCCGUCUUCAAGCCCUGAACCUCCCCAUUACGGGAUCCAGAGGGCAGCUGCUAAAUCGACUGAAGCGGGCCUUGCCGGGACAAGUGGCCACGUCGACCACAGCGCAACCAAAGCGAGCUUCCAAGGCUAAAGCUCGUAAGGGGCGCCCUGCAACGAGAACCACCACGGCGACCGGGCGCUCGUCGGAAAGCUUUUCAGCGAACCUCGGCAACGUUAAUAACGAAGACAACGCCCUGUCAGACCGCGCUUCGUUGUCUUCUAUCGAGGACAUGAUCGAGUCGGAUCCUGAGCCGGACGAGUCCAACUUCCAACGGAACACCGGUUUCAGCCAAACUCAGCGUGCAGCAAUCGAGGCCAUCGUGACUGAUUCAGUCCGCUCCGCGAUAACAACGCUCCAAACGUCGCCAGCCGCUCGUCUUCCUUCACCAGCCGCGCAGUUCCCUUCUGCCUCGCCUCAAAGUCUCUUCACACCUGGCAUGGCUUCCCCUCUAGGGCUUUCUCGGCCAGUAGACAAGACUUUGGAGGACAAAAUACUCAGGGAAAAUCUCGCCGCCCCCAGUCUGUGUGCUUCGACUUCAACAAGCCCUCUGGCUGCCGGCGCCGAAAUUGCAGCUUCCCCCACGUGUGCCGCCGCUGCUAUUCCAGCACCCACCCCGCUCCGGAAUGCACCCAGCCACAGCCCAGCAGCGCCAACAAGGCCCCAAGACCUAGCGACCGCAGCAAGAAGUAAAGUGGAGCAGCAACGGCUUAAUCACAAGCCUUUAGUAUCCUCGCCUAUUGACAUUUAUCGUUUAGAGUUAGAAUUAGCCACUCAUCCUAAUAGAAACUUUGUAUAUAAUCUGCUUAGUACGCUCAAGGAGGGCGCUCGCAUCGGCUAUACAGGGCCGCGCUCAGACCGGGUCUCCCCGAACCUCAUUUCGGCAGCACAGCACCCUGAAGUCGUUUCUUUGAAUUUGCAGAAGGAAAUAGCCCUGGGAAGGGUAGCAGGUCCCUACCCCUCCCCUCCGUUACCUAAGUUUCAAUGUCAUCCAGUAGGCGUUAUCCCCAAAAAGCACUCAACUGAAUGGCGCACUAUUUACCAUCUCUCCUUCCCCCAGGGUACUAGUAUUAACGACCACAUUCCUAAAGAUCCCUACUCUCUAAGUUAUGUACGGGUUGACGAUGCCAUCCGUAUCCUCCAGUCCCUGGGAAGGGGAGCUUUUAUGGCCAAGACUGACCUCAAAUCAGCCUUUCGUCUGAUACCUAUUCAUCCGGACGACUGGAACUUACUAGGCAUUUAUUGGCAAUCCCAAUUCUAUGUAGACAUGUACCUACCCUUCGGGCUCCGUUCGGCCCCGUUCCUCUUUAAUCAGUUGUCCGACGGCCUCGAGUGGAUCCUUAAAAAUAACUACGGCAUCCAGCAUGUUAUUCACAUCCUGGACGAUUUCUUUAUUGCCGAGCGAAACAAAUCAGACUGUCUAACCAGCUUUAGUACUCUGUUAAGGGUAUUCAUGUCACUUAAGGCCCCGGUAGUCGCUUCCAAGACGAUAGGCCCCUCCCGGGAGAUUGAGUUUAUGGGUAUUAUCUUAGACAGCGUCCGCAUGGAGGCCCGCUUGCCCCAGGACAAACUUAUCAGGAUCAAUCAGCUGCUCGACUCCUUCAAAAAUCGUCGGUCAGUGCGCCUGGUCGAGUUACAGUCACUGAUCGGGACUCUUCAGUUUGCAUGUAAAGUAGUGGUCCCGGGUAGGACCUUUCUACAGCGAGCGAUCAAUUUAACCAGGGGGGUCCCCAGUCGUUUUCACCACAUAAGGCUGAAUAAGGAAUUCUUUAAGGACCUAGCCAUGUGGAAAAUUUUUCUCUCCAAAUGGAAUGGGCGCUCCUUUUUUCUCGAGUCUACUCCUACCCCUGCUCAAAAUCUCGAGCUAUACACCGACGCUGCGGGGUCUAUAGGCUUUGGGGGAUACUUCCAGGGCAGGUGGUUUCAGGGCUAUUGGCCCCCGAACAUGCAGUUGAACCAACAACAGGGAAUUAGUAUUGAAUGGCAAGAGCUCUUCCCCAUCGUUGUUGCCUGCGCCAUAUGGCACCCUCUUCUCGCCAGAAAACGCCUUCAAUUCUGGUGCGAUAAUUUAUCUGUGGUAUCUAUUAUAAAUUCAGGGCAUUCUAAGAUCCCCCGCAUUAUGGAUUUGGUUAGACGUCUCGUGUUUCUUUCCAUGCAGCACAACUUCGUAGUGCGAGCUCGUCACGUGCCCGGGGUUUCAAACGCAAUUGCUGACGCACUCUCCCGAUUUCAGAUGCAGCGCUUCCGGGUCCUUGCCCCCGACGCCGACCAGAAUCCUUGUACCAUCCCGCCUUCGCUCAUGACCCUCUGAGGGAGGAAGUCCUGCGGUACGCUACCUGGGGUCUUGCUGAAAACACAAAUCGGGCCUACAGCUCUGGGGAAAAACGGUUUUUACAAUUUUGCCUUAUGAAUCGUAUCUUCAGCUCAGAUGGGGAUGUGUUACCUGCCUCUGAAGGGACCCUUAUAUACUUUGCUUCCUACCUUGCGAGAACAGUACGGCAUAGUACCAUUAAACUCUAUUUAGCCGCCGUUCGCAACCUUCACGUGACAGCAGGGUACCCUGAUCCCCUUAAAGGCAAGCUCCUUCUCCGCAAGGUUUUGCGCGGCAUUCUCCGCUAUCAGGGCAACCAGCGCGCCCGUCGCCUACCUGUAACCCCUGAGGUUCUUCUUGCAAUUCGUCCUGUCUUGCAGUCAUGGCUUAGUCCCCGGGAUUUUUCUAUGAUCUGGGCCGCGUUCAACUUAGCCUUUUUCGCUUUCCUGCGCUGUAGCGAAUUUACCUACUGCGGGGUUCGCACAUUUCGCCAACAAUUCGAUCUUUCUACCGAUUGCAUAACGUUUCACCCCAGCCUGUCGUGCCCGCAGCGCAUAACAGUAUAUCUAAAAUCGUCUAAGACAGACAUUGCUAGGGAAGGUCAGUCACUCACUAUAGCUCGCACCUCGACGCCCCUUUGCGCCGUUGCAGCUAUGCAAGAGUAUUUUCUCUUAGUUAGGCCUCGGCAUGGACCUUUGUUUUACUUCGCAUCAGGUCGUUACCUCACUCGGGGCAUCGUAUCCGACCUCCUUAGGGAUAGUGCUAGGGUGGCUGGCCUCCCUUAUCAAAGCCUAAAAGGGCAUAGCUUUCGCAUCGGUGCGGCCUCCGUUGCAGCCGCCGCCGGCUUGCCAGAUUGGCUUAUAAAAGUUCUUGGUCGCUGGUCCUCGGACUGUUACCAGCUGUAUAUCAGAACUCCUCAAUCUACAUUAGAGUCUGUGGCUCCCAGGAUGGCUAUUGUUCCUGGACGCUUCCAGCCAAUAUAGCCUCCUUUUUUUUUUUUGUUUCUACUUGUUGAUCCGUUUUCUCGUUGGGCUUGGGGGGAUGCAUUGCCUCGCAUGCAUCAGUGGCGGUUAAGUCUGCGCAGCGACUUCCCCCAAGCUUGUUGGCCGCGUUGCCGUUUAAUAUCACCUGCAAACCGAUACUCUUGUCCGAUCCAGCACGUGCUGUAUUGCAUUCAGCUCGUAGUGCUGGGGAGAUAAGUGAGGUUCUUUGGUCACGCCAUCGCCGGAAGUCGCAUUAGGCUAACCUAGCGCAAGGCAGUGCUCCCCCAUUAACGCCAACCUGUCAUUAUUUGUUUUUAUAAUUAAGUUAUGCGUUUAACAUGCAUCGCGAAGGAACAGAGACAUUAACUGUUCAUUUUAAAGAUGUCCACAUCCUAAAUGACUGUAAUCUACAUGGGGUCAACCAAAUCUGAAUGAAUAAUAGUGGCUUUUACCCAACCUUUAUGAUUUCUCAACUUCCAUUAGGUGACAUGGUCAAGUAUUUUCUGUAUGUAUACAGACCACACAACAUUGAAGAUGACUGGUACAACUCACAAGACAUGGAUCAGUUGGAUAGUUCUAGCAAUUGUGAAGCAGAGAAUAGCUUGACAGCUGAAGGUUGGUAUUAAAGUCAGGGCUUCUGAUACUUCGCGGAAAAAAGCAAAAUUUCGCGGGAUUUUUUUGGGCAAAUUCGCGGAAAAAUCGGCCGAUUUCGCGGGAAAAAAGUCAAAAUUCGCUCAAAAAUCGGCCGAUUUCGCGGGAUUUUAGCAGAAAAAAGUCAAAUUUCGAAGGAUUUUCGGGGCAAAUUCUUAGAAAAAUCGGCCGAUUUCACGGGAAAUUUUUGGGGGAAACUUCACCAAGAAACAAUCAAUAUUUCGCGACCAGAAGCCCUGUAAAGUUGAAGAUAAAAGUGCACAUUUUCAAGUGAGCUGGCCAAUCAAGUUUUCCGUGGCAAGUCGUGUCUGACCAAAAAAGGCAAAAUGGAUCACACGUAACCCAGAGGGCAUUGUGUGUCCCAUUCCCCUUCAAUGAGGACAGUCAUUUGAGUUUAGAGGGGAGGGGGCUGGUUUUUUCAGUUAUGGGUGCCAUCAGUUCCACCACAUGAAUUAAAAAAAAUGAAAAAGCAAGUUACCCUUUGGAAACAAGAAAAUAUAGGUACUAAUUUUGACUGGGAUAUUGCCACAAAGUCAUAUAUGCACCCCCUCCCGCUAAUCCCUCUUCCCCCAACAAUAUAAUGACAGCAUAUAACGUGACUUCAAGAUUUGAUCAACUGAAAAUUCAGAAAAAUGAUAAUUGUUCAUUCUAGUGCUUAUAAGAUGUGACAACGUCAACUUUUUUUUUGAAAUACUGUUAUAUAUAUAUUAAGGUUCAUCUUUACCCUGUAAAUGGAACAUAGAAUGGUCAUAAUUAUUUUCAUAUAAAUUUGUAUUUUUGCAGUUCACAUCAUCUUCAUUCCAUGUUUCAUUCCAUUCACGGGUUAAGAUAAACUCAACAAAUCGGCCUGCUCCUAAUGUAUGGGUCUUCUUAGCUCAGUCGGUAAAGCACUGCAGCACUAACACAAAGGCCAUCACAGGGUUCAAAUCCAGUUGAAGUCCCAAAAUUUUUUUCUGGUAAAUUGCAAUAUUGCUUUUUUUUUGCAAUACCACUGUGACAAUCAUAUCUUCACUUAAAAAAUUGUUUUUCUGCAGUUUGCAUCAUCUUCAUUCUGUACUGUAAUAUAGCUGCAGUAAUUUUCUGUUUCUUUGAUAAAAUCUUGCAAGGCAAAUUUUUCUGAUAUUACAUUUAAAGCUCUUCUAACUAUCCAGCUGGUAAAUUUCUUUUUCUUUAAUGUGGUGCCAUAAUAUGGGGCUCUUGUUUCAAUGCUGAUGUCACAUCAUUAUUUUUCUGUAUUUCCUCAGUGGUGGAUUUCGAUGGAUCCACUAUAAAGCAAAACAUAGAUGGCAAAAACAUUAAUGAUAAAAAUGAUGAGCCAGAGAGAGGUGAGCCCCAUGCCAGAGAACAGUUGCAAGAAGAGACCUUGAUUACAGAUGAAAACUUUCAAGGAUCCAUGGCUGUUGAUGAGGAAAAAGCCAGUAAUUUUGGGCAGGUGCAGGUAUCUAGGGGCCCUGAUGAAAUAUCAGGAGCCUCUUUCUCAGUGGAGAGACGUGGUGUUAAACGAAAAAGGGACCCUGAUGAUGAUAACUAUGGUGACAACGAAAUGGAGAGUGGCCAUCAGGUGCAAGGUAGCAACUUCAGCAAUUCAAUGUAAAAAAUAAUAAGCUUAAUGUCAUGAAAAACUAGCUUGUUCACAGACCCUCUAUUUUCUCUGUAGAGAUUAUGCGUCAAUUAUGCGUAUGGAAACAAAACCAGGGGAAUCAAAUUGUCAAAAAAUUUAUACAUAUCUGUGGACCAGCUAUUGGAACAACAAAAUUAAGCAUCACAGCUUGCAUUGUGGUCAAGUCCACCAUGCAGCAAUAUUAUUGUAAUGAUAAAUUGUACUUAUAUUACUUUUAUGGAUGAAAACUAACAAAAAAUAUAACACAGAAGAAAACUUAAGGAGUACAUAAAUAUAUUAAAUCAUAGAUCGAGCUAAAAGAAUAUUUUGUUAAGAAAUUUUUCCUGGCAAAUGACCACAAUAAUUUUGUUGCAUUAUUAUGAUCCAAUACCUUUUACUACAUACCACUUUCCUCAUUAUAUUUUUUUAAUAAUUUCAAUGUACUGUCUAUUAUGAUCAUAAAAUAAAGUACAUGUACAGUAAACAAAUUCAGCAUUAUUAUACUGGUACAAUAAAGAUCAAGUUGAGGGAUUCUAGAAGGCUGCUAACACUGUGUACUGUACCCAGCUAGUUUAAUAAUCCUAUUCAAGAACCUCAUCACCAGUAUGAACUUUAUAGGUAACCUGCUACAGGAGAUAAAAACCCCCGUCAAACUUAUGAGGCCAAUAAUAAUCUGAGUCCUGACUUCAGUGAGUUUGUGCCAUUUAUCAAACUGACACUGAUUCCAUUUUUAACCAUUUAAGCCCUACAAUGUAAGAGUGAUCAUUAUCAAAGUUCUCCUUUUGAUAUCAAUGCUUUAUAAAACAGAUUGGUGAUGAGAAUUAAGAACAUGAUCACACAAGUGAGGAGUAGUUGGCAUGAUACUUCAAUAACUUCCCACUACUACUUUUAUAGGAAACCUAUGGGGACAGCAAAUGGGAAUUUAAAUUUUGAUAUUAGGGCUUAAGGGUUGAGGAUGCUUUAAAACUGUAGAAUAAAUUAAUAUAAUAUUAUCAUUGUAAUUUUUUAUGAUGGAAGUACAUGCCUGAUUUUUUUUCUGUUAAUUUGACUUCUAUGCCAGGACAUCCCACAACACCAAUGAAAGGUGAAUGCUCACUUGUCCCAAUGACUGCAGACACACCCACAUCUGGGUGUACACAAGAAGUAAUCACUGCAGCAAGGUCACCACAAGUUCAGAGCAGUGUGCAUGAGGAAUGUGCAUGGUUUACUUUAGAGGAGGCAAGACUUAAGUCUCCAGUGUUUGAACAGAUAUUCCAAACAGAACAAUUCAAGAAACUCCUUAGUUCCAUAACCAGCCCAGAAGAGAGGUAG
Molecule: messenger RNA, 16351 nt
Organism: Porites lobata
Lineage: Eukaryota; Metazoa; Cnidaria; Anthozoa; Scleractinia; Poritidae
Source: the annotation of a GenBank genome assembly